This is a messenger RNA of Bubalus bubalis (water buffalo), 5678 nucleotides long. RefSeq names its product PR/SET domain 15 (gene PRDM15). The transcript is spliced from 24 exons. NCBI's taxonomy places the organism in Eukaryota, Metazoa, Chordata, Mammalia, Artiodactyla, Bovidae. The record is from RefSeq and is a predicted model, not a curated record. Bases 120 to 3527 code for a protein of 1135 amino acids. Gene Ontology annotation, molecular function: DNA-binding transcription factor activity; histone deacetylase binding; RNA polymerase II cis-regulatory region sequence-specific DNA binding. Gene Ontology annotation, cellular component: nucleus; cytoplasm. Gene Ontology annotation, biological process: regulation of transcription by RNA polymerase II; cell fate commitment.
ACAACUCCCACAAUGCCUCGCUGCCGCCCCCCGGCUUCCGGUGCUGCGCAGUUUCCGGAGCGGAUCGCAACCCGGAGUCCGGAUCCGAUCCCGCUCUGCACAUUCCAAAAGUGGCGACGAUGGCUGAGGACGGGAAUGAAGAGAUCAUGUUCAUCUGGUGUGAGGACUGCAGCCAGUACCACGACUCUGAAUGUCCUGAGCUGGGCCCGGUGGUCAUGGUCAAAGACUCCUUCGUGUUAAGCAGGGCCAGGUCAUCCCUUCCCUCCAACCUGGAGAUCAGACGCUUGGAAGACGGAGCUGAGGGGGUGUUUGCCGUGACCCAGCUCGUCAAGCGCACUCAGUUCGGCCCAUUUGAGUCACGACGCGUCACCAAAUGGGAGAAGGAAUCCGCGUUUCCACUGAAGGUGUUCCAGAAAGACGGGCACCCCGUGUGCUUCGACACCUCCAACGAGGACGAUUGCAACUGGAUGAUGCUGGUGCGGCCGGCAGCGGAGCCGGGACACCAGAACCUGACGGCCUUCCAGCAUGGCAGCGAUGUCUACUUCACCACCUCCAGGGACAUCCCCCCGGGCACCGAGCUGCGUGUGUGGUACGCAGCCUUCUAUGCCAAGAGGAUGGACAAGCCCAUGCUGAGGCAGGCCUGCCCCGGGCUCCAGGCUGCAGGCACCCCAGAGAACAGCACCCCGGUGGAGGCAGAGCCCAGCCAGUGGGUAUGCAAGGUGUGUUCAGCCACCUUCCUGGAGCUGCAGCUGCUGAAUGAGCACUUGUUGGGCCACUUGGAACAAUCCAAGAGCGGCGCCCCAGCCGGCCAGCAGGAGUCAGCCCCGGAGAAGGAAGCAGAUGUGCCCCGGGGGGAACCUGCUGAGGUUCCCAAGACUGUCAGUGCCACCAAAGAGCAGAAGAAAAAGCCUCGAAGGGGAAGAAAACCCAAAGCAUCCAAAGCAGAGCAGCCUCUAGUCAUUGUUGAAGGCAAAGAGCCAGCAGAGCAAGUGACAGAGAUCAUGACUGAGGUCGAGCCCGUGACUGCAACACCAGAUGAGCGGAUCAUGGAGCUUGUUCUGGGAAAGCUGGCCGCCACCCCCAGCGACACCAGCUCAGUGCCAAAGUUCCCGCAUCACCAGAGCGGCACCAUCACCCUCAAGAGGAGCCUGAUCCUCUCAAGCCGGCACGGCAUCCGGCGGAAGGUGGUGCGGCAGCUGGGCGAGCACAGGCGGGUAUACCAGUGUAGUAUCUGCAGCAAGGUCUUCCAGAACAGCAGCAACCUGAGCAGGCACGUGCGCUCGCAUGGUGACAAGCUGUUUAAAUGUGAGGAAUGUGCCAAGUUGUUCAGCCGCAAGGAGAGCCUGAAGCAGCACGUUUCGUACAAGCACAGCAGGAACGAGGUCGACAGCGAGUACAGGUACCGCUGUGGCACCUGUGAGAAGACCUUCCGCAUCCAGAGCGCGCUGGAGUUUCACAACUGCCGCACAGACGACAAGACGUUCCAGUGUGAGAUGUGCUUCAGGUUCUUCUCCACCAACAGCAACCUCUCCAAGCACAAGAAGAAGCACGGGGACAAGAAGUUCGCCUGUGAGGUCUGCAACAAGAUGUUCUACCGCAAGGAUGUCAUGCUCGACCACCAGAGGCGGCACCUGGAAGGAGUGCGGCGGGUGAAGAGGGAAGACGUGGAGGCCGGCGGGGGUGAGAACCUGGUGCGCUACAGGAAGGAGCCGUCUGGAUGCCCAGUGUGCGGCAAGGUGUUCUCCUGCAGGAGCAACAUGAACAAGCACCUGCUGACCCAUGGCGACAAGAAGUACACCUGUGAGAUCUGCGGGCGCAAGUUCUUCCGUGUGGACGUGCUCAGGGACCACAUCCACGUCCACUUCAAGGACAUCGCGCUGAUGGAUGACCACCAGAGAGAGGAGUUUAUUGGCAAGAUUGGGAUCUCCUCAGAAGAAAACGAUGACCAUUCAGACGAGAGUGCAGACUCAGAGCCUCACAAGUACAGCUGCAAAAGGUGUCAGCUCACCUUCGGCCGCGGGAAGGAGUACCUGAAGCACAUCAUGGAGGUGCACAAGGAGAAGGGCUACGGCUGCAGCAUCUGCCACCGACGCUUCGCCCUGAAGGCCACCUACCACGCCCACAUGGUCAUCCACCGCGAGAACCUGCCCGAUCCCAACGUGCAGAAGUACAUCCACCCCUGCGAGAUCUGUGGGCGGAUCUUCAACAGCAUCGGGAACCUGGAGCGGCACAAACUGAUCCACACAGGUGUGAAAAGCCACGCCUGUGAGCAGUGUGGGAAGUCCUUUGCCAGGAAGGACAUGCUGAAGGAGCACAUGCGUGUCCAUGACAACAUCCGGGAGUACCUGUGUGCAGAGUGUGGGAAAGGCAUGAAGACCAAGCACGCGCUGCGCCACCACAUGAAGCUGCACAAGGGCAUCAAGGAGUACGAAUGCAGGGAGUGCCACCGCAAGUUCGCACAGAAGGUCAACAUGCUCAAGCACUAUAAGCGGCACACGGGGAUUAAAGAUUUCAUGUGCGAACUGUGUGGAAAAACAUUCAGUGAGAGAAACACGAUGGAGACACACAAGCUCAUCCACACGGUGGGCAAGCAGUGGACAUGCUCCGUGUGUGACAAGAAGUACGUCACCGAGUACAUGCUGCAGAAGCACGUGCAGCUCACCCACGACAAGGUGGAGGCGCAAAGCUGCCAGCUGUGUGGGACCAAGGUGUCCACCAGGGCCUCCAUGAGCAGACACAUGCGGCGCAAGCACCCUGAGGUCCUGGCCGUGAGGAUUGACGACCUGGACCACCUCCCGGAGACCACCACCAUCGACGCCUCCUCCAUCGGCAUCGUCCAGCCUGAGCUGAGUCUGGAGCAGGAGGAGCUGGCCGAAGGGAAGCACGUGAAAGCCACCAGGAGAGCUCCCAAGAGGAAGCAGAAGCCGGAGGAGGAGGCCGGGGCCACGGGGCCUGAGGAUGCCGCCUUCAGCGAGUUCUCGGAGAAGGAGGGCACGUUCUCCGGCGGUGUCGGGGAUGAGACGGACUCGGCCGUGCAGAGCAUCCAGCAGGUGGUGGUGACUCUGGGCGACCCCAACGUGACCACCCCAUCCAGCUCCGUCGGCCUGACCAACAUCACCGUGACCCCCAUCACCACCACGGCCGGGACGCAGUUUACCAACCUCCAGCCAGUGGCCGUCGGGCACCUGACCACUCCAGAACGCCAGCUCCAGCUGGACAACUCCAUCCUGACCGUGACCUUUGAUACCGUCAGCGGCUCUGCCAUGCUGCACAACCGCCAGAACGACCUCCAGAUCCACCCGCAGCCGGAAGCCUCGAACCCACAAUCUGUGGCCCACUUCAUCAACCUGACCACCCUGGUCAACUCCAUCACGCCCCUGGGGAGCCAGCUGGGCGAGCAGCACCCGCUCACCUGGCGGGCGGUGCCCCAGACGGACGGGCCGCCCCCACCGCCGCCGGCCCCCGCCCCGCAGGCCGCCCAGCCCUCAGUGCCGGCCGAGCAGCAGCCGCAGAUGUACAGCUACUGAGGCGGCUUUCAGAGAGACCAGGGAGAGAACCACAGAUGGGGGUUUGUUUUCACUUAAGAUUUGUUGGCUGGAUACCAAACAGAGAAAAGCAAACACAUUAUUGCAGUGUAAGAAAGGUUGACUUAGCUUUUGCAGAAUUAUCUCCAAAUGCCCCCAGAACCAUGGCAGUAUGUCAGCUGAACUCAGAAGUGACCCUGGGCAGGCCAGUUGUCCCCGGGAGCAGCCCCCCCCGCAUUCUCCGGGAUAAGGCAGGCCCCCAGGCUUCCCUUCCAGAGCUGGAGGGACUGGAGGUUUGCAAAAGGGAAGUGGUUUGUUUCCUUUUUCCCUUUAGGGCUGGGCUGCUGUGUUAAAAUGUAGCAAUGUGCUGGGCGGGAGCAGAGUUUUCUCCGGGCUCCUGGACUUUGAACAGGUAGAAGUUCAAGUCACAUUUAUCUUCUUUGAAAUUCCAGUUGAGUCAAAGUCGUUGGCUGAAACCAUGUGGGAAGCUGCCCUGCGGGGUGACGCCCCUCCUCUGGCCUUCCCGUUGGUCACAGGCAAGCGGUCACGUGAGGUCGUGCAGCAAGGCAUCCUAGUAAUAGGGUACCUGAAUGGAUUUUCAGGAUGGUUCUUUUUUUAAACUUUAUCUUGAGCAUAUCUCGCGUGUUCGAAACUGCGGAGACCACGUUCUUCUCUGUUUUCCUUUGACACGCGACGUCGUUUGCACUGUAGGCCUGCAUCCAGCUUACACAGCUGCCCCAGCGCAGGGGGCGCUGUUACACGUGCGUCAAAAGGGCCUCCCGCUGGCCCUUCUGGAGGCUCCCUGGAGCUGUCUCAGGACUCUGCCAUCCAAAUAUAUUUAUUGUGGCUGAGACUCGGCUAGAGUCCCCUGAACUGGAGAACGGGGAAGAAAUUCAUGUCUUUUUUCUGUUUAAACUCUAAUUCCAAAGGUUGAUGUGUUUCAAGACCAGUUUUCUAUAAAAAUGUUGAAUGAACUUGGCUCCUUACGGGGAAAGGGGUAGGUCUUUUUCUGAAAUACAGAGGUAGUGCUGUCCUGCCAAGUAGUGUGAAAGCAGAAAAGGUCAUUAGCUGAGUAGUAGAAGCAUCAGCGCCCCGAAUGAAUGAAUGCAUGAAUGUGCUGAGUGACAGCUCACACGUGUGCACCCAUUUCAGGGGUGGUGGGUGAGGCUCAGGGCCACCGAGGUGGUGGCGGCCAGCAGCCAGUCCUCUGGCUGCCCAGCCAGGGAGACAAAGAGGCAGGUGAAGAAGCUUGAGCGAUGCCUUUGCCCUGUCCAGAAUGAAAAGAUAACGGUUGCUUUGCUUUGUCUCGAUCACUCUUUGUGAUCCUGUGUUAGUUGGGAGACCUUCAGUGAAGAGUGAAUAAAUGAGACAGACUGACCUGAUGCUGCCAGUGAGGCUGCGGGCGAUCUCUCACGCAAAGGGCAGCGUUCUCAGCACUUCGUGUAGUUCCAAGUCACAAGCUGUUGAGGAGAGGGCUGGGUUUUGAUGUGUGCAAUACAUGCCUUCAUGAACUGAGUUCAUCACCCAUGCAGCAUGUGAAAGGGGGCUGCAGAAUUCACCCUCCACACCCAGCUUGUCCCUAACUCCCAGCUUGCCCCUCUCCGUUGAAUUUGUCGUGGGCGAUUAUUUGACUUUUAAUUUAUGAUAAUUAUUUUUAUGUUAUUUAUGUAUAUAAUUAACUGCUUUAUACAUAAUAGUUUCAUCAAAUGAACUUGGGCUAGGGGUGAUAUAUUUUCUAAGCAUUCUCUCUGUUCUCCAAAUGUAAGUGGUCCAGGUGUCUGUGGAGUCAUCAAGCACGCCAAGGUCCCUAAGGUAUUUUUUUAAACAUCACUGACCAUUUCCUUUUGCACUUGCAGAAGUUAAAGGACAAAUGACCAAGGAAAAAAAAACCCAGAUGUGAUUGAACACCCGCUAUCAUUUAUCUUUUAUUCCUCUUCCCUAUGAAAUAAAGGCCUUUUAAAUCACAAUUUUAUUUUUUUAAGAAAAGUUGUUUUUGUGACUAGGAUAAGAAUGCAUCGUAUGUUUUUAAAGAACCUAAUUUAGGUUGUGUGGCCCCGGUGUACUUACCAUUGUUCACUUAAAUACACAGAUGUGUAACAAUACUUCUUGUUAUAAUAAGCGAAAACUCGAAAUAAAAGUCAGAUUUACUCCUGA